CUGGCAAUUUAAAUGGCCAGGAGCGGACCAACCUCACCUCAGAGCCGCGCCGCCGUCUGCUCCCGUCAGACGUGAGCGGACCCCUCCCCCCUUUUCUCUAUUCAAAAUUAAUCAUACGAAAUUGCAAUGUUUUAGUGACUUCCAAAUUUAAAUUCACCCUGUGCAGUUCGAGUGGCGGUUUCCGCGAUGACUUUAAACUGUUCCGUGCCGUGAUUGUGACCAGUGUGUGAGAGCUUCAGGCGGCAUGUGGCGGUCAGCGCCACUAGUGACGUGGCUUAUAGCCUUGUCACUAGUGAUGCUAGUCAUGGCGCAUGCCACGAGUGACCCCAUCACGAGUCUGGCGCCGCCGCCGGUCACCAUACCCAUCCGCCUGACUACCGUGGCGACCCGGACACGCACUCGCGGCCGCAACCGCCGCAAGACCACCACUACGACUACGGAACUGUACGAUGAUGACGAGCCGCUGACUACUGUCUCGACCACCACUACGCAGGAUCCGAGGACUUUCGAUCAUACGGAUGUGGGCACCUGCGAGGUUCCUCUCGGCAUGGAGAGCGGGCAGAUCUCCAACGAGUCUCUGUCAGCCAGCUCCAGCUAUGACCAGAGCGUCUCGCCGCUCAGCUCCAGGAUUCGUACGGAGAUCCGCGGCGGCGCGUGGUGCCCCAACGGACUCAUCACGCCUCAGAGCCGCCAGUACCUGGAGGUAGACCUACACGACGAGUACCUCAUCACCGCAACUGAAACCCAGGGCCGUUUCGCCAACUCUGUUGGAGUAGAAUUUGUGGAGAGCUACUCCAUAGAGUAUUGGCGAAACUCACUCAUGCGCUGGGUUAAAUACAAGGACUUCAACGGAAGCAGGGUUACACUGUUACCCGGAAACGUGAACACAUACAUGCCAAGAAAAGUGAUUUUGGAGGCGCCAUUCAUCGCGUCAAAAAUCCGUUUCUACCCGCACGCCGCACACCCCCGCACCGCCUGCAUGAGGGUCGAGAUCUACGGCUGCCGCUGGAAGCAGGCUUUGAAGGCGUAUUCCGCGCCUAAAGGAGGAAACAUGCAGGCCAUGGCUGGAGGCGCCCGCUUCGAGGAUCUGUCGUAUGACGGACUGAUGCGGGACAACAUGAUGCAAGACGGACUCGGUCAGAUUACCGACUCCCUUACCGGACCUAAUGACUUUGAACUCCUGGACACUUCUGACACCCGCGGCACCCGCUGGGUUGGCUGGAACAAGACAAUGCUUCAAAAAGACGAAGUGGAGUUGACCUUCAACUUCACUGGACCCCGGCUCUUCCAACACAUCGACCUGCACACCAACAACAUGUUCACCAAGGACGUACAGCUAUUCAAAGAAGCGGAAGUCUACUUCUCGCUCGAAGGCGAGCGCUGGCAAGAGGACUGCGUCUCCUAUGAACCAAAACAAGACCGUGUCUCUGAACAUGCUCGUACCAUCCGCAUCGGCCUCGACAACCGCACCGCGACCCACCUGCUGGUGAAGCUGCAGUUUCAGCACCAGUGGAUCCUCAUCAGCGAAGUCACCUUCAAGACUCUGCCAACAACCGUGAACCGCUCCGCCGAGUUCCUGGAAGAAUACUACCGUACUGAAAACUCUCCAUCAUCGAAGAAGAAGCGCAACACCGUGACCUCUUUCAAGGUCUCCGUGGGUCUGGCCUGCGGAGCCCUGGUGGGGGGAGGGGCCUUCAUCGCCGCCACAGCCGUGUUUUUGGCACGCAGGUACGGGGCAGUGGCACGUCGCCGAAUUCCCAACUUGCUGAAGAAACCGUUCUGCCCAUCUCUGCGUCAGGGGCAUGCCAGGAACAACCGCCGGGCGCCCCGACUCGCGCUCGCCUUGGCCACUUGCCCGCCGAUACACAUGCUUAGACCUGCCGUGGUGGAUGAGGACUACCGUGAACCCUACAACAUCUGGCGAGAGACCCUGGGACGCCGGCAGAAGAGAGACAUCAACAUGGCACACGAACAAAACGAAUACAACGAAAUCUGCGAGGAGCCUGAUUUUCCGAGACCCUACAUGAUGAAACGGCCUGACCCUGGCGAGAGUUUCUACGCAGCCACGGACAUUAUCCAUCAUACGUACCCUGACGAACGCCUGUACCGCCGAGAGCGCCCUGUCCCGGGGCUCUUCACCUCCAUCAAACUACCCGAGGCGGAGCCCCCAAACGGAGUGGCGCCCCUGCUCGACUUCCCGCGGGGGCGCAUGAGACCGAUAUCAUGCCUUGGCGAGGGCCCAUAUGGAACACUGCAGAUCUGCGAGACGGACGGUAUCGAGGAGCUGAGCGACGAAGAGAGCCCGUCUGGCGACCGCCGCAAGCUUGUUGUUGUCAAGACGCUGUGGAGAGGCUGCCAUAACGACGUCAAAGCGGCGUUUGCCCGCGAAGCCACCUGGGGCGCUGGCCUGAAGCACCCGCAACUUGCGCGCGUGCUGGGCCUCAGCCUGCAAGAGCCUCCGUGUGCUGCCCUGGACCGGGGCGACGCCGCACCCCUGCCUACUGUACUCAAGCUGAACCGGAAAUUGAACUACGGCAGUUCGUUGCACAUAUGCUGCCAGAUAGCAGCCGGCAUGAAGUAUCUGGAAUCGUUCGAAUUAGUGCACCGCGAUCUAGCAGCGAGGAAUAUGAUAGUCAGUGAGGACCUCACUGUGAAGAUUGCUGACUACGCGAUGUUUUGUGGAGAGUUCGUGGGAGACUACCACGUGAUGGCCGACGGUUCGCGACUACCACUGCGCUGGAUGGCUUGGGAGAGCCUGCUUCUGGGAAUGUACGCUCCAUCUUCAGACGUUUGGUCGUUCGGAGUCACCGUGUGGGAGGUGCUCACUCACUGCACCGCCAAGCCGUUUGAGGAGAUGAGCGACGAUCAGGUGGUGGAGAACGCAGCCGAAUGGCGCAGCGGAGGCCGCGCCGCCCGCGUCCCCGCCGCCCCGCCGCCGCGCUGCCGCCGCGAGCUGUACGACCUGAUGCACGAGUGCUGGCGUCGCGAGCCCAUGCAGCGCCCGCGCUUCAACGACCUACACCGCUUCCUCGAACGCAUGACCCAAGGAUACAAACCACCCGCCUAGACUAACUACCACGGUAUCGGAUAAAGGUCUGGUCUGGAAAUUUGAAGGGUUAGAGCGGCUUGCACCAAAAAGUUAAAAUUAAACCUACGAUCUCUUGCUCUGGCAUACUGUCGAAGUAAGGCAGCAAUUGACCUGAUUGCGUGUAAAUGUUUGGUGCAAGCCACCUUUAAAUUCGAAUUUCCAGGUUGGAUUCUUUUUAGGACACAGCUGGCGAAGUCUCUUGGUUACAUGAUACAGGUUAUUUUCUAUAAUGUCUGGUUUUUAGACAGGUUUUAAUUAAUAUGUAAGAAGCGAAGUUUAAACUCCAUAGCCCGGUUUCAUUUCAGGAAUAUUUUUACAAGCACAUAAAUAUUGCGACCAUUUUUAUUGUAUAAUGAUUCACUCAACAUAUUUUCAUUUAGCGAUACUUCGUCAGCGUAAUUUAAUUGACUGAACAAUAAAUAAUAAUUAAUCAACUUAGACUAAAAAAUCACGGAUGAUUCUAACUAACCUGCACAGACUGUAUUUUAGGCAUGAUAGAUAGAAAAAUUAUCGGACAGUAUUUGCGAUCAGUAUUAAAUGGAAAAACAGAAUAUUAAAAUAACCAUACGUUUGAUGAUAGACUUUACCUGCUCUCACUCCACAGAGGCAGGAGCAAAGUACUCAAAUGUUUAAAAAUUACUUAUUAUAUGUAACUUUUAAGGACUUGGCCUGUCACUUCACUACUACAUUUAUAUGAAAGUGGCAACAAUACAGGCCCCACUUUAUAGCUAAGCAACUAAAAGUAUCGAUCAAACCGAAAUUUUAUCGGAUAUUGAUAUUUUUACAGAACCAAAUCGAUUUUUGGACCGCUCAAACUUUCGUACGAGAUAAUUGUUUGAAUUUUAGGUAGGAAUAGAAUACAAUAUUGGGAUGUGGCUGUUGCGGAUCCAAAAUCAAUUUUGGUGAUAUCGUGUCGAUAGUUCUAUCAAGCUCCUACCAUCUUCGGGAAUUCCCGCGUUGGUACGUCUGAGGAAUAUAUCGGUACAAUUAGUUAGUAAGUAGAUAGAUCCACACGCCUAUCCAGCGCCCUUCGCCUAGCGCUCCCACGAUCUUCCACUAUUUCACAAGCCCCACGGCAAAUCCCCUCUAGGCUGCUAUUUAGAGUAUAUCGAUAACUAAAUUUACAAAAUUGUUAACUCGUUUUCGUAGACGGUAACCAAUCAGAAGCAAGGCCCACCACAUCACUCGGUUCUAUGUAGUUUAAAACUGUUUGAAUUAUCGCAUACUUUAAGCAGGCGCCUAGUCUCUAGUAUAUCCAAAGUCUAACUCCUAUUUUUUUAACCUGUUUUAAGAGUUAAGGUAUAUAUAUCGGGUGGUUAAUAUAGCCCGAAGGGUGUAAGCGCCCUUAUGCUAUUUGUUUUCUUCAACCUGGCAUGUCCGGGUGCUGCAGCCGAAAAUGACACUCAAGUGUUUGUUUAUGACAGUGAAAAUCAUUGAAAUUCGCAUCAUCGGGCCAAUUUAGGAAUGUAAUAGUGAGUUUUAGUGUCAUUUAAGGCGCAGCACCCAGUUUUAUUCUCAGAGGUUGCUGAUGUGAGGUUGAUCAUACCGAAUUUAAUUCUAUUCUAUCAGUAGAUAUACCUGUGGUCGCACAGUAUAGUUAAGGCUCAGUUCAUGUAUUUGAUGUGACACGUAUACUAUAUUUAAGACCCAGUGCAACUCUGCACCUUGUUUCAUCGACUGCGAUUGGCAUUCAUUGGAUUGGCUUUAUUUGUCAGCUGUUAAUAGCACAGGAAAGAACCAAAAUUUGAUUUUAAUCGUUUGAAAUGAAAAGGGAUCUCAGUUGUGUCCUUAGAGAUUAGAGAGCAGCACAUUAUGACCUAUAUGAUAUCAUAGUGUUGGAUUCAGUAUGGGAUUCCUUUUUGUGUAAUAGCGAUGAAGCGAGGGGGGUUCCUUGUAACACUAGUAGGAGUAAUUAUUAAAUGUCUCCCUCAUUGAUGUUCCCCCAACUAGCGGCGUGACAGAAGUAGGAAUCAAUCCAAAAUAUUGUUUAUCUAUUUAAUACUCUUGA
This is a messenger RNA of Plutella xylostella (diamondback moth), 5096 nucleotides long. Its product is annotated as discoidin domain-containing receptor 2. Gene Ontology annotation, molecular function: protein tyrosine kinase collagen receptor activity; ATP binding; collagen binding. The record is from RefSeq and is a predicted model, not a curated record. NCBI's taxonomy places the organism in Eukaryota, Metazoa, Arthropoda, Insecta, Lepidoptera, Plutellidae. Gene Ontology annotation, cellular component: plasma membrane; signaling receptor complex. Gene Ontology annotation, biological process: positive regulation of kinase activity; positive regulation of neuron projection development; cell surface receptor protein tyrosine kinase signaling pathway.